Hibiscus syriacus is the source of this 2224-nucleotide messenger RNA. Its product is annotated as mucin-17-like. The coding region runs from base 265 to 2007 and encodes 580 amino acids. NCBI's taxonomy places the organism in Eukaryota, Viridiplantae, Streptophyta, Magnoliopsida, Malvales, Malvaceae. The transcript is spliced from 5 exons. Gene Ontology annotation, biological process: cortical microtubule organization. The record is from RefSeq and is a predicted model, not a curated record. Gene Ontology annotation, cellular component: cortical microtubule.
AAAAAAAAACGUAGCCUUCAAGUGAGAGAAAGAGAACAACGAGAGCUGAAGUUUACGGUUGUUCCGUCAUCGAAAGAUUUCUUCUGCUCUUCCCAUUUCACCCUUCUCUACUCCCUCUUAUUUACACCCUCCACCAAUCUCAUCCAUCGUCGGUUCACGCCGUUUCACCAUUUCACCCUCCCCUAACACUUUCUCACGCGCCGCGUUUACAAAGAGAGACUUGUUCUGUUUGAUCUACAAGGAGUGAAUUUGAGUAGGUGAAAGAUGAAUCGGAGCUUUAGGGCUCAGCAAGAAACGACAACGCAAGCGGCUGUUUUGAAACAGCGGAAACAGUUAAGAGCUUCGACGAUGAAAGAGAAAGAGGAAGAACUCGCAUUGUUUUUCGAGAUGCGAAAACUUGAGAAAAAACAAAGUCAUCUUCUUCUUAAUCACUCCUCUGAAGACUUCGAUGCUCCUUUAGGAUCUAGACCCGGAACUUUGCCGAUAUUUAAUCUUUCAGCAUCAACAGCGACUCCGGUGAGAAAGACGGCCGCCGCUGUCGAUGAUUUUCUUAAUUCUGAUAGUGAUAAAAAUGAUUAUGACUGGCUUUUAACACCUCCAGGUACUCCACUUUUUCCUUCCUUGGAGAUGGACUCACAAAAGACUGUAAUGAGUCAGAUUGGCACUCCUAAGGCUUGUUCGACUGCCUUGAAGUCUAGAUUAGCAAAUCCCCAGCCUGAAUCUUCUGCUGCCAGGGGAAACUUAGCACUGAAUCAACCGGCUUUGUCACCUGGAUUGAGUUCCAUCGGGACUCGGAGGCCUUCAUCAUCUGGGGGUCCAGGUUCAAGACCUGCAACACCCACCAGACGCCCUACAUUGACUGCAUCUAAACCUACGAGAUCAUUAACACCAACGUCCCGGGCCACAAUACAGUCAACUAAACCAUCAAUUUCUGCAUCUGAGCCUGUGACAUCUGCAGCAAAGCCUGUAACAAAACCUUUAACUUUGUCAACUAAGCCCACAGUUUCUGCAGCCAAGAGUCCGUCUCCUGCUGUUAAGCUCACAGUUUCUGCAAGAUCCUCCACACCAACAAGGUCCACAGUGAGGUCUUCGACGCCAACUGCAAAACCUUCUUUACCUUCAUCCAAACCUGCAUCAAGAGCUGCUACACCAACUCGUCGGCCAUCAACUCCAUCAAUUACUCCUAACAUAUCUGCUUCUCCAACUAAAGCAUCCUCUUCGGUUACAAAACCAACUCCUGCAGCAUCUAGAAAUUCUGUACCAUCAUGUGGUGCUGCUCCGACUGUAGCAUCUAGACCAUGGAAGACUUCUGAGAUGCCUGGUUUCUCUCUUGAUGCUCCACCAAAUUUAAGAACCACUUUACCUGAUAGACCACUUUCGGCCACCAGAGGUAGACCUGGGGCACCAAGUGCUCGAUCUUCUUCUGUUGAGCCAGGUGCCAUUGGUAGACCAAGACGGCAAUCAUGCUCUCCUUCAAGAGGACGUCUCCCCAGUGGUAAUAAGCAUUUAAGUGGCAGCUCUGUACCUGCAGUAAGUCGCGGAUAUUCCAAAGUUAGUGACAACGUGAGUCCUGUUGUUAUUGGAACUAAAAUGGUUGAGAGGGUGAUAAACAUGAGGAAAUUGGCACCACCCAAGCCAGAUGAUAAACAUUCUCCUCACGGUAACUCUUCCACGAAAUCUGAAUCACCAAAUAGUUCAGGCUUUGGAAGAAAUCUUUCAAAGAAAUCAUUGGAUAUGGCAAUAAGGCAUAUGGAUAUAAGGCGAAGCAUUCCUGGUAAUUUGCGGCCACUGAUGACAAAUAUUCCUGCAUCGUCUAUGUACAGUGUGAGUUCUGGUCAUCCACGAGGCAGAACUAUUAAUGUCUCGAACUCCCCCCUCGCUACAAGCAGUAAUGGUAGUUCAGAGCUUAGCAUCAAUAAUGGCAAUUGUUUAGACGGGAGUGAAGUAGAAGACGAUGUCGGUUGUGAGAGAGUUGGUCGAUCCCCUACCAGUGUUCGUGCAAGAUGAUAGUGCGUUCAACCUUGAGAUAUGGCCAUACAUUAUUGUUUUAAUUUCUCCAAGAUUUAACAUUUGGUGGAGAGAACUUAUUUCCAGGAAGAACCGAGUAUCAAAAUCAUUAUUCUACUAUGAAUGUGAAGCUAAUUAGAUUUGUUUACUGUUGUGUAAUGCACUACCUUUUGUAAUAUUAGGUAAGCCCAGGUGGAUGCUAAACAUAUUUCUUCAA